GUCACUUCCGCCUUCCUCCCCGGCCUCCAUCUUGCUCCCCGCAUGUGUCUGCUGUUAGUUUACAGGUCAGUGUGGAGCUUUAAAUACACUUUUGGCCGCCUUGUUCGCGCCCGCUCGGACGACAAGAGAUGAAAGAAACAAUUAUGAAUCAAGAAAAGUUAGCUAAACUGCAGGCGCAAGUCCGCAUUGGUGGAAAGGGCAGCGCCCGGCGAAAGAAGAAGGUGGUCCACAGGACGGCGACGGCCGACGACAAGAAGCUGCAGUUCUCCUUGAAGAAACUGGGAGUGAACAACAUCUCGGGCAUCGAAGAGGUGAACAUGUUCACCAACCAAGGCACGGUCAUCCACUUCAACAACCCCAAAGUGCAGGCCUCUCUGGCCGCCAACACCUUCACCAUCACGGGACACGCGGAGACCAAGCAGCUGACCGAGAUGCUGCCUGGCAUCCUCAACCAGCUGGGAGCCGACAGUCUGACCAGCCUCAGGAGACUCGCAGAGGCUUUGCCCAAACAAGCCACAGAUGGAAAAGCACCGGUUGCUGCAAUAGAAGAAGAAGAUGACGAAGUUCCAGAUCUGGUGGAGAACUUUGACGAGGCCUCCAAGGGUGAAGCGAACUAGCAAGAGGAGGGAACUGUGGAGCAUCACAACUUGGGGUGGCUAUGUCGGUCUUUACCUUUUCAAGAGGACACGAUGUCUUCAUUAAUGUUCCUGGUGGUCCAAUAUGCUGAAUGAUUGUCAAUGUCUUUUAAUGUCUGCGUGCUCGUCUUACUGGACGAUCACACUUUUUCUGUGGCCUCCUUCAAACUGUCAUGUCUGCAAUUAAAGUGUUAGCUACUGUCA
Messenger RNA from Entelurus aequoreus (snake pipefish), 839 nucleotides. RefSeq names its product basic transcription factor 3 (gene btf3). The record is from RefSeq and is a predicted model, not a curated record. Gene Ontology annotation, cellular component: cytosol; nascent polypeptide-associated complex. NCBI's taxonomy places the organism in Eukaryota, Metazoa, Chordata, Actinopteri, Syngnathiformes, Syngnathidae. The coding region runs from base 129 to 617 and encodes 162 amino acids. The transcript has 6 exons.